AGCAGCCAUCAUAGCCCAUUUGCUCACAUUUGCUCAGUGGUGCGACAAGGACGAGGACUGAGUCUGGGUGACUUGGGGACAGGAUUUCAAUUCGCCCCGCAGGCCCCAGGAGCAACGGACUGAACUGGACCCGCCACUGUGCAAAGCUAAUACACAACCAUGGGAGAUUGGAGCUUCUUGGGUAAUAUUUUGGAGGAAGUAAACGAACACUCCACUGUGAUUGGACGCGUUUGGCUCACAGUUCUGUUCAUUUUUCGCAUUUUAAUUCUGGGCACAGCAGCAGAGUUUGUCUGGGGAGACGAGCAGUCCGAUUACGUAUGUAACACUCAGCAGCCAGGUUGCGAGAACGUAUGUUACGAUGAGGCCUUCCCAAUCUCCCAUAUCCGUCUAUGGGUGUUACAAAUAAUUUUUGUAUCCACACCUUCGCUUGUAUACGUUGGGCAUGCUGUCCAUUACAUCCACAUGGAGGAAAAGCGAAAGGAGCAUGAAGAAGCCGAGGUUAGCCACCAACAGGAAAUGGGCGAGGAGCAUCUUCCACUAGCGACAGAUCAGGGAAGUGUUCGGACCACCAAGGAGACCAGCACGAAGGGUAGCAAAAAGUUCAGACUCGAGGGCACUCUGCUUUUCACCUACAUAUGCCAUAUCAUCUUCAAAGCUCUUUUUGAAGUAGCCUUCGUAGUUGGACAGUACUUCCUCUAUGGGUUCCGCAUCCUGCCGCUGAACAAGUGCAGUCGUUGGCCGUGCCCCAACACGGUGGACUGCUAUGUCUCCCGGCCCACCGAAAAGACCAUCUUUAUCAUUUUUAUGCUUGCAGUUGCUUGCGUUUCACUGUUCCUCAACUUUGUGGAGAUCAGCCACCUCGCCUUGAAGAAGAUCCGCUUUGUGUUCCACCGACCAGCUCCGGCACAAUUGGAGCCUCUUGGACCACCUGACAGUAGCUUACCAUUUCCCCUGACCACCCCUGUCCAAAAAGCCAAAGGUUAUAGGCGCCUUGAAGAGGAGAAGAAAUACGAGGUGGCACACAUAUAUCCACUAGCUGAGGUCGGUAUGGAAGAGGGCCAGUUCUUCUCACCUCAGCUGGAGAAGGAGCAGAAAAGGAGUCAAGAGUCGGUUAUGCCAACAACGCCACCUGUAGAGGAAACAAUCAUAUGCAAUGAGACUCAACCCUCCUUCAUUCAGGUUAAAGAGACACUACCAGAGCUUCCCUCAGAGGAACCACUUCGGGAAGGUGAUGAGGUAGACAGCUUAAAGACUCCGACAGCUUUACCAGAAGUACUGGAGGAGCGAUCAGAAGGGGAAAGUGUGGAGGAAACGUAUUUAAUAUCACUUAAGGAGAGUUUGGAUAUAAAUCUAGGAGAAAUGACCUGUAGAGAGGUGAUUGAGGAAAAGUCAGUGAAAGAGAGUAGCUUAAUAGAUGCUGAGCCAAAACAAGAGGAAAAACUUUCAGGAACUGGAAAAGAGAAGGAAACCUCACAGGAAAUUGGGGAAAAAGAGCAUAACACCUUUAAGGUCAAGGAGUUGAGGGAAGAAGGGAGUUUACCAGAUGUGGUUGAGGAAGAGACAGCAGCUGAGGUGUCUGAGAGGGAACUUGGUGAAAUUGAGCCUUUUGUAAAUGAGGCCAUUUUGGAAAAGGUGAAAACUUUAGAUGAUGGUAAGAUUAAUGGAGAUCUGGACGUGUCUAAAAUAUUUGAGGGGGAGCGAGAGUCUGAGGCUUUAGGGGAGGUUGCAGGGUCAAUUUUAUCUGACAUAGUGCCCACUGGGGAUGAAGUGGAUAUAGGAAAGGACAAAGCUAAGGGGGGUGUAGAAGAUAUGAAAGGGGAUGGAGUUCAAUGGGAUGUAGUAGACUCAGAAGUGGGCAGAGCUUUAGAGGAAGUAGUAGAUAUAGGAAAGGGCGAAUCUGUAGAGGGUCUAGUGGAUGCAGGAAGAAGUUGUGCUUUAGAAGAUGUAUUACAUACAGGUAAGGAUGAAGCUUUAGAAAAUCUAAAUGAAGAUAGACCUUUUGAGACUGCAGUCAAUAAAGGUGAGGAGGCUCUAGAUAAAUCUGUAGGACUUGCUGUUGACACUGAACAGGUGGAAAAUUUGGGAAAGGAGGAGGUAUCCUUGGAGAUAGGAGAUCCAGAGGAGGUCCAAGUCUCUGGGGAGUGGGAUGGGUCAGGGAAAGAAGAGGAUUCUGUGGAAACUGGAGGCCCUGAGAAGGAGGAGUGUUCUGAAGAAUCAAAGGUCUUGGAGGCCAUAGAGGAGAUGAUGGAUGUUCCACUUGUAGCUCUGGAACUAGAGACGACAGAGGAAACAAGAUCAUUAAGUCGUCUCAGCAAAGGGAGCAGCAGACCCAGGUCAGAUGAUCUAACUAUAUGACUGACCAACAAACAGAAACUUAACCAAAGAUCAAAGUGUCAAUUCUUUGAUCUCAAAUUUCCCAAAUCAGCUUACAAGCAUGUUUUCUUAAACAGGUUUUUAAAAUGUUGAUGCCAAAUGAUGCUCCCCUUAUAAGGAGCUCCCUUACUGAAGUAUAA
Molecule: messenger RNA, 2513 nt
Organism: Sinocyclocheilus rhinocerous
Lineage: Eukaryota; Metazoa; Chordata; Actinopteri; Cypriniformes; Cyprinidae
Product: gap junction alpha-8 protein-like
Exons: 2
Coding region: 160-2355 (731 amino acids)
Biological process (GO): gap junction-mediated intercellular transport; cell-cell signaling
Cellular component (GO): connexin complex
Molecular function (GO): gap junction channel activity
Source: RefSeq, a predicted model, not a curated record